AUGGAUCCCGACAAUGGCCAGAGUAGCGGCUCCCCCGCGGAUGGCGGCCCCUCAAAAUGGGGCCCCGACCACGUGGGCUCACUGAGCAUGGAACCGGGGGAGAACGAUAUUCCACAGACGGAGCCCUCGACAUCGACCAAGCACAAUGGCCAGUACAGUCCCGUGAAGCCGGGUAAGACGGAGGCGGAUACUCGCUCGGCUCCUCGUUUCGGUCACUCUACACGCUCAUCCAGCCGGGCCCCUCGCAGAUUUAGCGGCAGCACAGCUGCUAGUACCGCCGCCAGCUCCAUCAGCGAGAUGGAGUCCAACACGCCGAGACCCUGGAGGAUCGGGGUGUGUGCCUUGGAUGUCAAAGCACGCAGCAAGCCAAGCCAAAAUAUCCUGACCAGACUUCAGUCCAAGGGCGAUUUUGAGGUCAUUGUCUUUGGCGACAAGGUCAUCCUCGACGAGGCGGUGGAGAAUUGGCCUGUCUGUGAUUUCUUGAUUGCUUUUUUCUCGGAUGGGUUUCCUUUGGACAAAGCGAUCGCAUACGCCAAGUUGCGAAAACCAUUCUGCGUCAAUGAUUUGCCUAUGCAGAAGGUGCUGUGGGAUCGUCGCUUGUGUCUGAAAAUUCUGGACCAAAUGGGAGUUCCCACCCCUAAGAGAAUGGAGGUGAAUCGCGAUGGCGGGCCGGUCUUGGAGUCAUCCGAGCUUGCUCAGCAUAUCUACAGACUCACCGGUGUGAAACUGGAGGGCCCAGAGGAUGGCACCGGUGGUGGCGCCCCGGUAACCCAGCAUGUAUCAAUGUCCGAAGAUGGAGAAGCUUUAGUGGUGGACGGCAAAGUUCUCCGGAAGCCCUUUGUGGAAAAGCCGGUGAACGGCGAGGAUCAUAACAUCCACAUCUACUUCCCUAAGGAUCAACAAUACGAUGGUGGAGGACGAAAACUUUUCCGAAAGGUUGGGAAUAAAAGCUCAGAAUACGAUGCUACCCUAUCCGUGCCACGGUCACUCACGGAGAAAGGGACGAGCUAUCUGUACGAGCAAUUUCUGCGCGUGGACAAUGCUGAAGACGUCAAAGCAUACACAGUUGGGCCUGAUUUCUGCCAUGCAGAGACACGCAAGUCUCCCGUGGUCGAUGGCCUUGUCCGACGCAAUACCCACGGGAAAGAGCUGCGGUACAUUACUAAAUUGAGUCAGGAAGAGGCAGCAAUCGCUUCCAAGAUUUCGAACGGAUUUGGUCAGAGGAUCUGUGGAUUUGAUAUGCUUCGCGUUGGAGAUAAAAGCUACGUCAUCGAUGUCAACGGCUGGAGUUUUGUGAAGGACAACAAUGAUUAUUAUGACAAGUGUGCCAACAUCCUUGGGGACAUAUUCUUGGCCGAAAGGCGGAAGUACGAGGGGUCGGUGGAGCGUUCUGAACCUCCUUCUCCAGACAUGGAUCCAUCCCGAAGAAGCACGGCCGGCUCUCAUCGACAAGCGUUGAAAACGCUCCUUAAAUCCCCGAGCACAUCCAGACUUCAAAAGGCCCACGAGCCUGUCCCCUCGGAUGUAUCGACUGGUGCUCCCUCACUUGCAUCAUCCUCGGGUUUUGAAAGCAACGAUGUCGGAGCUACUCUCAGCAAAUUGAACUCUCGGGACGGGCGCUCCGAAUCCCGGGGGUAUAGUCCUUCUAACACAAAAUCUCCAGCCUUGUCACUGCACCACCCCAAUGAUGGAGCCCCUCCGCCACUUCCUGCUUCGAAGCAUUCAUGGAAAUUGAAAGGGAUGGUGGCAGUCAUUCGACAUGCGGAUCGCACUCCGAAGCAAAAAUUCAAGUUUACAUUCCACAGCCAACCGUUCGUGGAUCUCCUCAAGGGGCAUCAGGAAGAGGUGGUGAUCAAAGGAGAGGCUGCUCUGUCGAGUGUCUCCAAUGCGGUCAAACUAGCAAUGGAACAAGAAUUGGAGGAUAUGGAGAAACUAAAACUGCUUCGCACAUCUCUUGAAAAGAAGGGGGGUGGCCUGGGACGAAGGUCCCAAACACGAAGCGACUCGAUCUCCGGGGCCACCUUCUCUCGGUUUUCGGCCGUGGAGAAUGAUCUGAUCCUAGACAAACUCCAACUUGUCAUUAAGUGGGGAGGAGAACCAACGCAUGCAGCACGUUACCAAUCGCAAGACCUUGGAUUGAACAUGCGUGACGACCUCAAGUUGAUGAACAAGGAGGCCCUGAACAAUGUUCGUCUUUUCACAAGUUCAGAACGGAGAGUGAGCACAAGUGCACAAAUCUGGGCAUGUUCAUUCCUCGACCAGAAGGAGAUACCCGAGGACCUCAUUCAAGUCCGAAAGGAUCUACUUGAUGACUCCAAUGCUGCAAAAGACGUGAUGGACAAAGUCAAGAAGAAGCUCAAGCUGCUUUUGCGAGAAGGGUCCGCACCUUCACAAUUCGCCUGGCCCAAAGAUAGCAAUAUCCCGGAACCCUCAGUUGUUCUCGCAACGGUGGUGGAACUGAUGAAGUUCCAUCGAAGUGUAAUGCGCCACAACUUUGAGAAAUUGGACCUGAGUGACUCACAACCCUCAUUGACCUCCAAAGUCUCUGAGGAUAUCGGCCUGCCGAUUCAGCCGGAUCCAAACUCUGACCUCUGUAAUAUCUCCAGUGUCCAGGGGCGUUGGUGCGCAGGAGAAGACCCGCGACUCUUUAAAGAGAGAUGGGAGAAGCUCUUUGCAGAAUUUUGCGACACCGAAAAGGUGGAUCCCAGCAAACUAUCUGAACUUUACGACAGCAUGAAAUUUGAUGCCCUCCACAAUCGACAGUUCCUGGAAUGGAUCUUCAUGCCCCCCGACAGUGACCGCGAUGACGACGAGAAGGGCAGUGUCAAGGGAAAGAGCUCCGCAAAAUCCGACUCAACUACAGAGAGUACCAGAAAUGGCACUGACACUACAAACGAAAAGGCCGAAGAGCGUACGGAAAAUCAGACAUUUGCCCAUCGUCUAGGAUUGAGAAAGCGACUUCAAGCGCUCGAGUCGCUACCACAUCUUCGGGCAUUGGACGAUUCCUACGAUCAUUACUUCAAACUCUUCCCGGGCUCUAACUCGAAUAAAUGCAAGAUGGAUGAGCGACUCUCCCAGCUCCGAGAACUGUACAAAUUGGCCAAGGUGCUAUUUGACUACGUGACACCUCAGGAAUACGGCAUCACCGACAGCGAGAAACUUGAGAUCGGUCUUCUCACCUCCCUCCCGCUACUUCAAGAAAUCGUUCGUGACCUUGAAGAGGUUCAGGCAUCUGCGGAUGCGAAGUCUUUCUUUUAUUUUACGAAAGAGUCUCACAUUUACACACUUCUGAAUUGCAUUUUGGAGGGUGGCAUCCAGACUAAGAUUGCUCGCCGCGCUAUUCCAGAGCUUGACUAUCUCUCCCAGAUUUGCUUUGAGCUCUAUGAGGCACGGGACAGCGAAUCAGCCGUCAAUUCCUACUCGAUCCGAAUUUCCAUCAGCCCCGGUUGUCACGCAUUCGACCCGCUUGACGUGCAACUUGAUUCUCGGCAUGCCAUCGGCUGCGCUCCUCGACGCAGCUUGACUGCCCAUCAAGACUGGAAAGAAGUGAUUGAAACUUUGAAGGCAAAGUUUGACACGGUCAAACUUCCGAAGUCGUUCAUCGCGGUCAAUCUGAGUGACAAGCACGUUUCUGCUCGACCGGAAGAACAGGAGCGCGUGUAA
Molecule: messenger RNA, 3663 nt
Organism: Penicillium cinerascens
Lineage: Eukaryota; Fungi; Ascomycota; Eurotiomycetes; Eurotiales; Aspergillaceae
Product: inositol polyphosphate kinase VIP1
Exons: 4
Coding region: 1-3663 (1220 amino acids)
Biological process (GO): inositol phosphate biosynthetic process; inositol metabolic process
Cellular component (GO): cytosol
Molecular function (GO): inositol hexakisphosphate kinase activity; diphosphoinositol pentakisphosphate kinase activity; 5-diphosphoinositol pentakisphosphate 1-kinase activity
Source: RefSeq, a predicted model, not a curated record